Molecule: messenger RNA, 1476 nt
Organism: Arachis duranensis
Lineage: Eukaryota; Viridiplantae; Streptophyta; Magnoliopsida; Fabales; Fabaceae
Exons: 3
Coding region: 1-1476 (491 amino acids)
Molecular function (GO): zinc ion binding; nucleic acid binding
Source: RefSeq, a predicted model, not a curated record
AUGGGAACUAUCUCGCAAGAUCAUGCCAAGUUGGACUCAGACACAAUUGCAGAUGCCAUUAGGCCGUUGGUCGAAGCAGAUCCGUCCAUAAAGGUGAAGUCUAUUAUUGCAGAAGUUCAGUCAAAGUUCAACUACACUAUCAGUUACCGCAAGGCUUGGUUGGCAAAGCAGAAAUCGGUCGCAAAAGUUUUUGGUGGUUGGGAGGUUUCUUACCAGACUCUGCCAGUUUGGUUGAAAGCAAUGACUGCAAAGAUGCCAAGGUCUCGUGUUCAAAUAAAGACGCUCAUUGUUUACCGUGAGAGUGAGGAGGUUGAUGGGACACACCUGUACGGAAAAUAUAAAGGUGCGCUUCUAGUUGCCGUUGCACAGGAUGGGAACCAGAACAUUGUGCCUAUUGCGUUUGCAAUAGUCGAGGGUGAGACGGCAGACGCGUGGGAGUUUUUCCUAAGCAACCUGCGGAGAUAUGUUGUGACCAUCGAUGGCGUCGGCAUUAUUUCUGACCGCCAUAACUCCAUCGACGCAGCAAUAGCUCGCAGCAACGGUGCAUGGUCACCGCCAAGAGCGUGGCACAUGUACUGCAUCAGGCACAUCGGUUCUAACUUCUUAAGGAGGUUCAAGACUCCAUAUUUGCAUAAAAUCGUGGUUAACACAAGAUAUUCUAGGACGGAGCAAGAGUACAACAAAAACUACCAAAGGCUGAGAGAGCGGGGUGAGGCGUAUGCGCAAUGGUGUGAUGAGAUCGGUGUUCAGAGAUGGGUGUUGGCAUUCGACGGGGGUCAUCGUUGGGGACAUAUGACGACAAACUUGGUAGAGUGCAUAAAUUCUGUCCUGAAGGGUGCACGCAACCUUCCUGUGACUGCCAUUGUUAGGUCUACUUUCUAUCGGCUGAACGAAUUGUUCACUCGAAAGAGCUCCGAGGCUCAUGAGCGUGUCCGCAAUGGAUUCACAUAUUCAGAAUUUGCCACCAAAAGAGUCGAAGAAAGUUUUCGACGUGCAGGCAACAUUGUGGUCAAUAGGUUCGACAGGCGCAACGAGAUGUUUGAGGUUCGCGAAAUGCAAGAUGGUUCCAUUCACACCGUUAAUCUCGCGCAACGACACUGCGAUUGUGGCCACUUCCAGGUCGAGCGACUCCCAUGUCGCCACGUCCUUGCAUGUUGCGCCAACCAGCGUCUUGAUUGGCAAAUAUAUGUGCAUGACGUGUACAAAAUGUCCGAAAUUUGCAAGGUCUACAGAGGCGAGUUUGUCCCGAUGGGUGACCCAUCUACGUGGGCUCCGUAUGAAGGAGCGAAGGUGAUCGCGAAUUGGACAUUGAGGCGCGCAACGAAAGGAAGACCGAAGUCAACCCGCUACUUGAAUGAGAUGGAUUCGCGGGACAUGCGUCGUCCUCGCCGGUGUACUAUAUGUGGACGGGAGGGACAUAGCCAGAGUCGAUGUCCGCAGCGCGCAGAAUCAAGCUCUGCCCGGAAUCAAUCGUGA